Messenger RNA from Entrophospora candida, 2229 nucleotides. Lineage: Eukaryota; Fungi; Glomeromycota; Glomeromycetes; Entrophosporales; Entrophosporaceae. The record is from the annotation of a GenBank genome assembly.
AUGUUUACAAUUAUUUAUGAUAGAGUUAAAAGAAAGCAUCAAAAAUCAAAAACAAAUAAAACUAUUAAAACAUUUUUCGCCAACAUAAAUUUAAAAAAUAAUCCAACUUCUUCAACCCCUUCAACUUCACCUUUUUCAAAGACGAAUAAAACUAUUAAACCAUUUUUCAUUAACACAAAUUUAAAAAAACAUCCAAAAACCAAAAAAUAUUUAAAAAAACUUAACAUUAUCACAAACAACGACAAUAAAAAGACCAAUAAAAAUGCCGACGAUUUGUCAAACACAAAACAAGAACAAGAAACAACAGAACGACAAUUAAAACUUAUCAAUCAUGCUAAAAAAAUUUUAAAUAAUCACGCUAAUUCAGUUUGGCCAAAUUUCUACGAGUCGCCAGAAGAACCAGCAAAAAGAACAAUGGAUGAUAUCAACGAUACAGAAUGGAUUGGAUACGGGAAAGUAUCAAUGUCGCCAUAUGAUACUGCUUGGGUGGCGAUGGUUCCUUCCGAAAAAUACAAAUCUACAAAUUUACCAAAAGAUUUCGAAUUGGCUUUCCCAAAAUGUUUAAAAUGGUUCAUUUAUCAUCAAGACGAUAAUGGUAGCUGGGCUGGCAAUGGUGCAAAAAGUGUUCUACCUUGUCUCGCUGGUCUACUUGCCCUUGGUCUUUUCUGUUCCCGUUCUGGCGAUUACCUCGAAGAAAAAUUAAAUAAUUUAGAGUUGUCUUUGUCUCAAUUCAACUCGGUUUUCGAAAAGUCUGUAAAUUUUCUUAAAAUCACUCUAAGUCAAUGGAAUAUUGAUGAAAUCGAUUAUGUUGGUUUUGAGCUAACAGUUCCAUAUAUGCUUAACGAAUUAGAAAAACUUGAACCCAGCGUGGUAUUCGAAUUCCCUGAUAAAGAAAGAAUAAUUAAAGAACAUUCUAAAAAAAUGAAUCUGAUACCAAUUGAAGCAUUAUUUGCAUUGGCAGCAAAACGCAAACCAGCGGCAAUAAUUUAUUCGAUUGAAGCUUUUGGCAACAAAAUUGAUUAUACCAAAGUUCAAAAUGAAGGUUUUCAAGCAAUAAAUGGUAGUUAUGGAUCUUCAGCUGCUGCUACUGCCUCCGUGCUUGUUAAUUCACCAAAUUGGGACUCAAAAGCCUAUAAAUUUCUACAAAAAAUUAUCGAUAGAGUGCCAGAAGACGGUACGAGUCUUGGUUAUGUGCCAACUAUUAGUGAUGCUGGUAUAUUUGAAACGUCUUGGAUGAUGCAAUCGAUGAUCGAAUUUGUUUCAAAGGUUACGAGAUUCGACAGCAAAAACAACGACAAUAUUAAUAAUAACAACACGUCAGAUAACAAACUUAUCCAAAGCUUACUUGAAAAAAAUAAAAAAACUGUUGAGUUUAUAAGACAUGUUGCCAAUUUGCAAAAUGACACUAUAAGAUGGCCAUCAUGGGAUAGCAGAAUUCCGCCAGAUGUUGAUAUCACUGUGACAUGUCAUUGGAUAAUAGACCAAGUAUUUCCUGGAACUGAAUGCGAUUUAAAAAAAUUAGGUGCCACAUUUUAUAAUGGAAGAAACUUUGUGACGUAUCCCGGAGAAAGAACUGUUUCCAUAAGUUCCAAUAUACAUGCAACAAGGUUGCUGCUUGCAAAAUAUUCAAAAGGUAAAUUCAACAGUGACGAAGACGGUUACAUUGUUACAAUGCCAACAAAAACUGAAGCUGGUAAAAAAGUAAAAAUACGAAAUGUGAUAUCUACUGUUAUACAAUUGAUUAUGGCCAAUAGAAGUGAAAAGGCUACUUGGUCAGAUAAAUGGCAUGCAAGCCAAUCAUACCCAACUUUCAAAGCCAACAACAUGCUACUAUCAUUAUUAUCGUAUCCUGAAAUAAUGGAGGAUUCCAUGUUAAAUAAAGAUAACUUACUUGAAUAUUGUGCGAAAACAGUUAAUUGGUGUCUAGAAACUCAGCAUAGUGACGGUAGUUGGGGAUUUGCUUCAGAAAUUGGCAUGGGAUCAUUGGAAGAAACAAGUUAUUGUAUUAGGUUGUUAGAUUAUUCCAGCAAAUUUUAUCCUGAUAAUUUGGAAAUUCCCAAAGCAUUGAAGCAAGCUAGACAAUUCGUUGUCAAGUAUUUGGAUGAAGCUAUGAAUGAUGAUGAAUUUUUCUAUCAGAAACAACCACUAUUAUGGAUUGGCAAACAACUUUAUUCAGUACCCAAUGUAAUAAGAUCUUCUAUAUUGGUUUCAUUAUGGGAAGAUCAAUAA